Molecule: messenger RNA, 1050 nt
Organism: Camellia sinensis
Lineage: Eukaryota; Viridiplantae; Streptophyta; Magnoliopsida; Ericales; Theaceae
Source: RefSeq, a predicted model, not a curated record
AUGGAAUUUGGAGGUUCAUUGAAGGCAUACAACGCGAGGUACUGGGAAACCUACAACGAAAUCCUCGACUGCCCUACCAAUCUGGCGAUCACUCAAUACAAGAGGGGUCUUCCAGUCGGACAUAGAUUGCGAGACUCACUCACGAUGCAUCAGCCUAUAACCAUGGAGUCUUUGAUGCAGCGGAUCAAUGAGCACAUUCGUGUGAAGGAUGAUGCCGCCUCUGCGACCGAGAAAGCUAAUCCGGUCGCGACCGACAGAAAGGUCGCGGAGAAGGUUCACUCGGUCGGGCAGGAGGAUAACCGCCCAAACGACCGGUCAAAAGAUCAACGUUGUGGUUCAAACCGUGACGAUAGAAACAAAGGUCGCAGAAACGAUCGGGCUGACGCUCCCCGCGAUGCAGAGAAGGAUGCCAAGAGAAAGUUGAAGGCACGAACCGGAAUCACCAUGGUCUUCAAAAUCCCUAUCUACUGCAUCUUGAAGGACUGCUUGCCACUCAAACAACACUUUGAGGAGUUGGUGGCGGCGGGGCAUCUUGACCAGUACAUAGAUGGGGGCAUGAAAGCUGCCCCGCAGGGACAGACUGAGCCAAACGGCCUGGCUGCCCUUGAGGCAGCGCCCCAAGGCGUGAUCAAUGUCAUCUAUGGCAUCGUUGAACCAGCCAGGGUCUGCGAGCUAAGAGGGAUGAUUAAGAAAGCCAAGCACAUGAGGGAAGUGCUCUCCGUUCAGCCCGCUGUGAAGAAAGGAAAGACUGAAGAGAAGGACAUCCUUACCUUUUCGAGCAGGGAUUUGGAGCGGAUCCAGAUGCCCCACAAUGAUGCCCUAGUGGGGAGUUCGGUCAAAAUCAUGUAUUAUGACGUGUUCAAACGAAUUAAGUUAGAUGACAAGGACUUGGCCCCUGCGACGACUCCGUUGGUUGGGUUCAACUCUCAGCCGGAAUGGCCAGUAGGGAAGAUCAUAUUGCCGGUCAAAGCGGGUUCAGUCAUAAAGCAAGUGGAGUUCUGGGUGCUCAAAGUCCCAUCCACCUACAACUUGAUUUUGGGCAGGGGAUGA